GUUGCCAAACAGCCCCUCAAGGUGAAAAUUUUCUCCAAAGGAGUACAGAACACCUGGGAGAGCUACGACGGCAUCACGAGAAAAAAGUUGCGUUUUUUCUAUAAUAUAUGGUAUUUCAGUCCAUUUUCCCGUUCACAAAACCGGCACCGCCUCCUUACACGGGAGGAGGAAGUGGUUGAGCAGUGCUCUGCCGGUUGAAAUCCUUUCAACUUGAUCAUGACAAUCAAAUUCUUGGGAAUUUGCUAAAAUGCGUUAAUGAAUGGCUGCCACGACUUAUCUCUUUUCCUGCUCUCCCUCCAUUCGAUCCUCUUUAUCCAUUCAAACUCUGCCGCCGGCGACCACCGUCACUCCAUCUCGUUCUAGUCCCCCGCACCUCAUCUCCAAUCUGCCCAUCCGCCAACCCGACAGCCUCCGCCGCCUCCUACGUCUCGCUGGCGAGCAGCGCGACCUCGCCCUCGGCCAGGCCCUCCACGCCGUCAUCACCAAGGCUCACCACCAACAUGAUCAUACUCGGCUUCUCAACUCCCUCAUUACAACUUAUCUCAAGCUCGGCGAACUCUCCGAUGCCCUCCAGGUGAUCGACGAAAUGCCUUUCCCUGAUGUUGCCUCCUUUACCUCCAUUAUUUCCUACUAUGCUAAGUCCGGCAUGGAGAAUGAAGUCGUCAGUCUCUUUGCACGGAUGAGGCAAAUGGAUAUAAACCCUAACGAGUUUAGCUUCGUGGCAUUAGUAACGAAUUGCAUUGGGCAGUUUAAUUUCCAGUUAGGUUCUCAAGUUCACGCUUUUGCUCUAAAAACCCAUUACAGUAACUGCACCCAUGUGUCAAAUGCAUUGAUAGGCAUGUAUGUGCGAUGCGGGCAUGUUGAUUCUGCUCUUCAGGUGUUUGGGGAAAUGCCUGAGAGAGAUGUUUCGUCAUGGAACGCAGCAAUAUUGGGUAUGGUGGAGGAAUGUAGGUAUGCUGAAGCUUUUGAACUCUUUGAUGCCAUGGGUGCUGAUGGGACAUAUGGGGAUCGGUUCUCGUUGUCGACCCUAUUGACUGCUGCAGCUGAGAGUUUUACUGGGGGAGAAGGCAAGGCCAUUCAUGCCUAUGCGCUCAAAAUUGGUUUGGACUUCGAUUUAAGCGUGGGUAAUGCUCUUCUUGCUCUCUACACUAAAUUUGGUCGGAUGGAGGAUUUGCUGUAUAUCUUUGAUAGAUUGCAUGUGAGGGAUGUGAUCUCAUGGACUGCAAUACUUAAUGGAUUUAUGGAAUUUGGUCUGGUAGAAUCAGCCAUUGAUUUCUUCAAUAAGAUGCCUGAAAAAAAUCACAUUUCAUAUAAUGUUGUUUUAGCUGGAUUCUGUAAGAAUGGCCAUGGUUCAGAUGGUUUGGAUUUUUUCCUGCAGAUCUUAAGGGAUGAAGUGGAGAUCUCAGAUUUUACAAUAACAAGUUCAGUGAAAGCUUGUACCUUGGUAUCCGACAUGAAGAAGACCGAGCAGAUUCACGGGUUUAUCAUCAAGUCAGGGUGUAAACCUGGCGCUUGGAUUGAUUCUGCUUUAGUCAACCUGUAUGCCAAAUGUGGUAGGAUGGAAGAUGCACUCAAGAUCUUUGAACAGCAAAGUGAUGAGAAAGAGAAAACCAGUUGUAUCACUUGGACAAGUAUGAUCCAUGCUUAUGGUCGCAACGGACAACCCAAUGAGGCCUUGACUCUUUUUUGUAGGAUGAUCAAAAGAGAAAACUUUUUGAACAUUGAUGAACUUGCAUUGGCUGCCAUUCUUGGAGUCUGUGGCACACUAGGGUUCUUCAAUUUUGGAAAGCAAAUCAAGAGCAUUUCUAUUAAGCUAGGUUUUCUAUGUGAACUAGGAGUAAGUAAUGCAAUUGUUAGCUUGUUUGCUAAAUGUGGUUACUUGAAAGAUGCAGUGCUGUUCUUCAAUCAAAUGCCUGAACAUGAUAUCAUAUCAUGGAACACAUUGAUCAAUGCAUUCCUUCUUUUUCGCCUGGGCGACGAGGCUUUAUCUAUGUGGAAUGAGAUGGAGAAUUGUGCCAUGGUUCCUGAUUCUAUCUCCUAUGUUUUAAUAAUUUCAGCUUGCAAAUACACAAGUUCAAGAUCAAUCUCAAUUCAAAAUUGUGAAAGGCUGUUUUCUGCGAUGUCGAUAUCUCAUAACAUUCGAGCUGGACCAGAGCACUAUGCCGCCAUGGUAGAUGUUUUAAGCUUUUGGGGUUGUUUCGACAAGGCGGAGCAGCUUAUUGAAACCAUGCCUUUUAAGCGCGACACAUACAUUUGGCAAUCAUUGCUCGAAGGUUGCAGGUUGAAAUCUGAUCAUAAACGAGGACGACGGGUAGUCGAGAGGAUCCUUGCUUUAGAACCUCAAGACCCAUUCACCUACAUCCUUAUGUCAAAUCUCUACUCAGCCUCUGGUAGAUGGCAUUGCUCUGAAAAACUAAGGGAGGAGAUGCGAUCGAAAGGGCUGCGGAAGAACCCGGCGCGAAGCUGGGUAACCGGUCAGAAUGGAUUGCAUUCUUUCUUUUGCAGAGAUAAAUCACACCAACAAUACAAAGAUAUAUAUGGGGCAUUGGAUAUACUGAUACUAGAGUGCAUGAAAGCUGGGUAUGAGCCUGAUACAAGCUAUGUGCUUCAUGAAGUAGAAGAGUAUCAGAAAAGAGAUUUCUUGUUCUAUCACAGUGCUAAACUUGCUGUAACAUAUGGGAUUAUAAUGUCCCAAUCCCAAACUGUGAGGGUUGUGAAGAACGUUCGUCUAUGUGGUGACUGUCAUGUGUUUUUGAAGUUUGCUUCCUUUGUAACUUGCAGAGAAAUUUUGUUGAGAGAUUCCACUGGAUUUCAUAUUUUCAAGGAAGGGAAAUGCUCUUGUGGAGAUCGCUGGUGAUUUGAGUGAGUGGAUUGAUUUUUGUUUUGUAUAGAAUAUCUUGUUUUGUGUUGGUGCAAAGAAGAUUUUUUUUAGUCCCUAAUAUUGAGAAUGAGUUUAUGGUUUA
Molecule: messenger RNA, 2963 nt
Organism: Dendrobium catenatum
Lineage: Eukaryota; Viridiplantae; Streptophyta; Magnoliopsida; Asparagales; Orchidaceae
Product: pentatricopeptide repeat-containing protein At5g03800
Exons: 1
Coding region: 260-2857 (865 amino acids)
Biological process (GO): RNA modification
Molecular function (GO): protein binding; RNA binding; zinc ion binding
Source: RefSeq, a predicted model, not a curated record